Molecule: messenger RNA, 2004 nt
Organism: Coffea arabica (coffee)
Lineage: Eukaryota; Viridiplantae; Streptophyta; Magnoliopsida; Gentianales; Rubiaceae
Source: RefSeq, a predicted model, not a curated record
UUCACCCAGUCUACAUAUUUCCUCUGUUCAAUAUCAAACUUCAGCUCCCACCACUCCGCCGACGACCGAGGGAUAGGUAAGGUUUCCGAUGGUUCCGCCAAGGUUUACCCACCGUGCGACGUCAAGUACAGUGAGUACACACCUUGCGAGGACCCCAGAAGGUCGUUGAAAUUUUCAAGGUCCCGGUUGAUAUAUAGGGAGCGGCACUGCCCGGCGAAACACGAGUUACUCAAGUGUCGGAUACCGGCGCCUUACGGGUACAGAAACCCGUUCAAGUGGCCGUUGAGCAGGGAUCUGGCGUGGUACGCCAAUGUGCCGCACAAGGAAUUGACGGUAGAGAAGGCCGUACAGAACUGGAUACGGUACGAGGGCGAUCGGUUUAGAUUUCCUGGUGGCGGGACCAUGUUCCCCAACGGUGCUGAUGCCUACAUUGAUGAUAUUGGAAAGUUGAUCAAUCUCAAAGAUGGCUCUAUUAGAACAGCUAUUGAUACCGGCUGCGGGGUUGCAAGUUGGGGAGCUUAUCUUUUGUCCAGAAAUAUUCUUGCAAUGUCAUUUGCACCGAGGGAUACACAUGAAGCCCAGGUGCAAUUUGCUCUGGAGCGAGGAGUUCCUGCUUUAAUUGGAGUUCUAGCCUCCAAGAGGCUCCCUUAUCCUUCUAGGGCUUUUGACAUGGCUCAUUGUUCUCGCUGCCUCAUUCCUUGGGGCCAAUAUGAUGGGGUUUUCUUAACUGAAGUUGAUAGAGUUCUAAGGCCCGGAGGAUAUUGGAUCCUGUCUGGUCCGCCCAUCCGCUGGAGAAAAUACUGGAAAGGCUGGCAGCGGACAAGGGAGGAUUUGAAUAAGGAACAAACUGGAAUCGAGCAAGUAGCUAAGAGCCUGUGCUGGAAAAAGUUGAUCGAGAAGGACGAUAUUGCUAUCUGGCAAAAACCAGCUAAUCAUAUGCAAUGCAAAAAGCUCAAGAAGGUUUAUAACAGUCCUGCAUUCUGCCCCAAUCAAGAUCCUGAUAAGGCCUGGUUGGUGUUUCUCUAAGGAUGAUGAAUGAUUAGCAGAAUCUGGAAAUGCAAAAAUUUAUCGUACUUCUUUUCAAUAUCAAACUUCUUUUCGUCACUCCAAAGAAGCACUCUGGUCUCCACGUCAUCAAAGUCCAAACAACCCCCGUAAGACUUCCAUAGACUGUGAAACCGGCGGGAUACAGCACUUGUCCUUGCAGCCUCUUUCAUUGACAAGUUUGAAAAUAUAUCCAUCAUAAUUGUAUCCGGCAAGGUACUCGUCAGAUCCAAAACCAUCUCCUCCAUUCGCCUUCAAAUUGAUACUCUGGCGGCAGACCUAAUCGCCUUCCGAUUCUGUUUCAAUCGGACUUGCAACAGUUGCAGCAGUGCGACGCAGUCAAACUAGCUGCUUUGUUAAUGACAGUUAAAGCUAAAUAUGCUUUAUAGAUAGCACAGGUUCAGGAGAAAGGGUUUCCCCCCUAUGCAAUUAUUGAUGAUACGGGUGUGGAUUUUAAGAUCAAGCUGCUCACUGUUGGUGGGAAGAAGUUGAAGCUUACAAUUUGGGAUACCGCUGGACAAGAGAGGUUCAGGACCUUGACAAGCUCAUACUACAGAGGUGCUCAAGAGAUCGUUCUUGACAAAUGCUACUAUGUCAGAUUUUGUGCAAAAUUCACAGCUACUAAGUGGACUCAAGAAGGAUGAAGAUAAAGCUUCUUUUUUGGCUCGUGAAGUAUUUUGGAAGUUUUUAUGACUUUUGAGGCUCGGAUGCUUUUUGUAAACUUGAUUGACUUUGCAUGAACAAUUUGGGUUACACAGUACCACUUCUAUUGUAGUAUUUGUAGGAUGACGUUGAACUUAAACAUUAUAUUUUGGUCCUUUGUAGCAUAAUGGAUGCUUUUAGCUAUUAAUUAGCAGGCCUUUUAUGGUUCUGUUGAUUUGAUGAAUUGUUGGAUUCCUUUUUAGUAUAAUGGAUGCUUUUAGAUAUUAAUUAGUAGGCCUUAUAUGGUUCUACUUUGAU